Molecule: messenger RNA, 1076 nt
Organism: Aedes albopictus (Asian tiger mosquito)
Lineage: Eukaryota; Metazoa; Arthropoda; Insecta; Diptera; Culicidae
Exons: 2
Coding region: 307-933 (208 amino acids)
Cellular component (GO): membrane
Source: RefSeq, a predicted model, not a curated record
CAGUGUUUUCCUUACUUUUCUGGACCGAAAAGAAAUAGCAUUCAAUUGUAAAAAUAUAACAACGAAAAUACUUUUUUUUGUUGAGAAAGACGGCAAUGAUACAAAGUGACAAAUCUGAGUUGUGUAUGUUCGUUGUUGAAAUUUUUUGUUUUAGAAUGCGCAUAUUGUGUUUGUCAUUUUGUAGAUAGAUGGAUCAAUACUCUUAUCGCUUAGAUUAGCACUGUUGAUACUAGAAUCCGUGCCAUUUUAACCCAGUUGUGCGUUCGUUCGUUUGUUUGUUGAGUGAGCUUUUCUUGAGCAGAAAUCAUGAACAAAGUAUCAAUGACAGCUUCACUUCCCAUUGUUCACAAGUCAGAACGGAAGAAACUCACCGCAAUCCAGUUUCCUCUGUUCAACGAUGUUAUCAUUCUACAGAGUCCCAUGGGCGUUUCACCCCGUCUAUUCAACUGGAGAGCUCUGAAGAGUCUCCAAUCGUCACUCAAAGUGGGACAAAUCCUAGCGGCUUUCCUAACCCUGCUGUUCAUACGCCCACGUCUAUCGUACCAUAAUGAUCGCUAUUUCUGGCCGGAUCUUUCCUACUUCAUCUUCGCGUUCACUGCACUGAUAGGCACGGUGAUUCUACUGGCUGAUGCAAUCUUCACGAACCAGCCCCAUGGUCGGGCUUUCUCGCCGUUGGAAUGGUUCCGGGUGAAUCUUUGGUACAACGGACUUGUGGUGGUAGGAUUUUACACGCAGGCGUUCUCCGUAUUGGUCUUGGCGCUGUGGGACAUCCGUAGUUGCAGUUUCAACAUAGUGGCAGCCGCGUUUGGAUUUGUUGCCACAGUACUGUAUGCUGUUGAUUGGUGGAUUAACUUCUGUAGAAGACGUGAGGUUUCAGAGCAGUCAAACAAUGGCAGUGAGGGUAAAACAGAGCAGGUGAACUUGUUAAAUUGAUCCAGGAGUAAAGAUGCAACGUUACUGAUGAUUUUUGUAACACAAGGCUGAAAGUCUCUAUAAUAAAGCGAAUUGAAUUGAUUUUUGUAACAGCUCUCAAUAGCUCAAAAGGUAUCAAAUAAAUUAUACCAAUUGCAUCUUUA